Vespa crabro (European hornet) is the source of this 3602-nucleotide messenger RNA. It is a transcript of the gene Cul4, whose product is annotated as cullin-4A. The record is from RefSeq and is a predicted model, not a curated record. Bases 223 to 2685 code for a protein of 820 amino acids. Gene Ontology annotation, molecular function: ubiquitin protein ligase binding. Gene Ontology annotation, cellular component: Cul4-RING E3 ubiquitin ligase complex. NCBI's taxonomy places the organism in Eukaryota, Metazoa, Arthropoda, Insecta, Hymenoptera, Vespidae. The transcript has 12 exons. Gene Ontology annotation, biological process: ubiquitin-dependent protein catabolic process; protein ubiquitination; DNA damage response.
AAGUGAUUUCAACUUCUUAAAAAGUUGCUAGUUUUACGUGCAUUCGAUCUCAAUAGAUUUAUUUUUAAUUCAUUUCGAAUUCGUUAAAAACUUAAAUAACAUUGUGUCAUUUUGAUACACCAUUAUUAUAUGGGCUUUGAAGUGCUUCACGGAGGAACGACAAAUAAACGAGUGACUUUAAACCAUCGAUGCCGAGGGCCAGCGGCCGUGUGAUGCGCGCAUAUGUCUAGACUCGGAGGUACCCAGGUUCUGGGCACAGCACAGCAGGUGAAGAGGACAACCGCCGAGCACACGGCGGUGCUUAACUUUGUUGGUGGCAAACGUAGCAAGCUGUCGUCUGCGGUCUCGUUAACAGAGAUCGACGAUAUCGAGAAGAUGACGGAUACGGCCGCGGCGGCCACGGCCACGACCGAUACCACACAGAAGAGGGCGAAUUUUUCGGCGUUGACCGUUGCUAAUCCGAAUGGCGUAAGCAAGAUUUCGCCAAGCUUAGCAAGUGCAAAGCCUGGCUCCGCGAGGAAGCUUGUCAUCAAGAAUUUCAAAAAUAAACCAAAAUUGCCAGAAAAUUAUCAAGAACAAACAUGGGAAAAGCUGCAAGAAGCUGUAAUUGCCAUACAAACAAGCAAAAGCAUCCGUUAUUCUUUAGAAGAACUUUACCAAGCUGUUGAGAACAUGUGUAAUCACAAAAUGGCAUCAACUCUUUAUGCGAAUUUAACAAUACUAACAGAAUCGCAUGUUAAAGCUAAUAUUGAACAGUUUUUGGCAGAAUCCAUGGAUAGACAUAUAUUUUUGAAAAAAAUGAAUGAAUGUUGGCAAUCACACUGCAGGCAAAUGAUUAUGAUAAGAAGUAUCUUUUUGUACCUGGAUAGAACAUAUGUGUUACAAAAUCCAAGUAUAUCUUCAAUUUGGGAUAUGGGGUUACAUUUGUUUAGAUUACACAUAGUGCUAAAUAAUUUGGUGCAAACUCGUACUGUUGAAGGGUUACUUAUGCUUAUUGAAAAAGAACGACAAGGGGAUACAGUGGAUAGAACUCUUUUAAAAUCGUUAUUAAGAAUGUUGUCUGAUUUACAAAUUUACCAAGAGGCCUUUGAAUCUAAGUUCCUGGUAGCAACAGAAAGAUUGUAUGCAGCAGAGGGCCAAAGAUUAAUGAAUGAACAUGACGUUCCUGAAUAUUUAGCACAUGUAGACAAACGCCUGCAAGAAGAAAAUGAACGUUUAUUACAUUAUCUUGAUACAUCAACAAAAUGGUCUCUUAUACAUACGGUUGAGAAACAAUUAUUGUCUGAACAUAUUUCAAGCAUUCUACAAAAGGGUUUAAGUGGUUUAUUAGAUGAAAAUAGAAUUAGUGAUUUAUCAUUACUUUAUAAUUUAUAUAGUCGAGUAAAAAAUGGUCUCGUCGAACUUUGUCUCAAUUUUAAUUGUUACAUAAAGAAAAAAGGUAAAACAAUAGUUAUAGAUCCAGAAAAGGAUAAGACUAUGGUACAGGAACUCUUAGAUUUUAAGGAUAAAAUGGACAAUAUUGUUAAUACAUGUUUUCACAAAAACGAAAAAUUUGCUAAUAGUUUAAAGGAAGCUUUCGAAGCUUUCAUAAAUCAAAGAGCAAAUAAACCAGCAGAAUUAAUAGCAAAAUUUGUCGAUUGUAAGCUACGCGCAGGUAAUAAAGAAGCCACGGAAGAAGAAUUAGAACGAUUAUUAGAUAAAAUUAUGGUAUUAUUUCGUUUUAUACAUGGAAAGGAUGUAUUCGAAGCUUUUUACAAAAAAGAUUUGGCAAAGCGUUUGCUAGUAGGCAAAUCUGCAUCUGUUGAUGCUGAGAAGUCCAUGUUAUCUAAAUUAAAACAAGAAUGUGGUGGAGGAUUUACAAGUAAACUGGAAGGAAUGUUCAAAGAUAUGGAACUAAGUAAAGAUAUUAAUAUUGCUUUUAAACAGUAUGCGGGGAAUCUGCAACAUGAAUUGUCUGCAAGUAAUUUAGACUUAACAGUUUCAAUACUUACAAUGGGAUAUUGGCCAACAUAUCCCGUAAUGGAAGUUACAUUACCAACAGAAAUGGUGCAGUAUCAAGAUGUAUUUAAUAAAUUUUACUUAGGAAAGCAUAGUGGAAGAAAGUUACAAUGGCAACCUACUCUAGGGCACUGCGUUUUAAAAGCUUGGUUUAAUCAGGGCAAUAAAGAACUACAGGUAUCAUUGUUCCAAGCAUUAGUUUUAAUAUUAUUUAAUGAUGCUGAUAAUCUUUCGUUGGAAGAUAUUAAAGCUGCAACUAACAUUGAAGAUGGCGAACUUAGAAGAACUUUGCAAUCUUUGGCUUGCGGGAAAGCUAGAGUUUUACAGAAACAUCCACGAGGAAGAGAUGUAGCUGAUAAUGAUAGAUUUGUUUUUAAUGCGGAAUUUACGAAUAAAUUAUUCAGAAUUAAAAUAAAUCAAAUACAAAUGAAAGAGACGAACGAAGAACAAAAAGCAACGGAGGAAAGAGUGUAUCAAGAUAGACAAUAUCAAAUAGAUGCCGCGAUUGUCAGGAUUAUGAAAAUGAGAAAAACACUCACGCACAAUCUCCUCAUUAGUGAAUUAUACAAUCAAUUAAAGUUUCCUGUUAAGCCUGCUGACUUAAAGAAGCGGAUUGAGUCACUUAUAGACAGGGAUUACAUGGAACGGGAUAAAGAUAAUGCAAAUCAGUACAAUUAUGUCGCGUAACCUGAAUCAAAUGCCAAAAUUACGUCAGAUUGGUUCAAUUUUACAUUUUCUAGUAAAACGAAUCAAUUAAUUUUGGCGCUUGCCUAUUGUGAAUGUGUAAAGUUGAAGAAAGGAACAAAAAACUUUAACUGGUUAACUGUCAACGUGACGUUGCAGUACACAAUCAGUUCAUAAAAAAAUACCUAGAAUGGACCUCAUUGUUUUGUUUUUUGUAGUAGUGCAUACGGACACUGGACAGUUACAGUAAUUUUUCAACAGUGCUUUACUGUUAUCCUUGUGUUAUUUCUAGAUUUUGCUAAAAAGGACCAUGUGCAAAAUAUCAUCGAUAAUGCAGCAGUUUAAGAUGUACCAACAAUUUUUUAUGCUAAGCAGUUUUUCACAGCAUAUUAAAAGAUAAGCAGAUGUAGUGCAAAACAACAAACAUAAUGUAACACUGUAAUAGCUACAAUGAAAAUAACUUAAGAAAUGAGAAACAUAAUGUACUAAUUCCUUAAAAAAUCGGCGACAGUGCGUUAAUUGUAAUAGAUUUAAACUUUGCACCAUAUAAAACUUUGAAGAAGUUUGGCUUAAAUAUUCAAAAUUAUCCUGACACAUAAAACUAUUAUUGAAAGUUAAGAUUCUGGAGACCAUAUUACACUUACGAAUCUCAGUUAAACCAAGGAUAAUAACUGUUUACAAUAAUUACAACAGGAACUUUAAUUUUACAGUUAAAUUUAAUAGGCAUUGUUGCAGCUGAUUUUAGGUAUAAAAUAAAAUAAAGAUUUGUACAGUGGAAAAAGUAUAGAGGUAUGCAAGAAGUAUUUUUAAUUUACUUUUACUAACACAUCGUGUAAAAAGUUUAAGGAAAUGUAGAAAAAAAAAUCCUUUUAUUGAAACGAAAUAAAUUUCAUUUGAACAGAUUAUAUUAAAGGAGAUCA